AUGUCCAGCAACCCCCACGAUUUCGGUGACCCUAAUCGACAGGGACAGUAUCCGCUGCCUCAGUGGAACGCUAGUCAACCUGAGGAUACCGCUCCUGCUCAUUAUCCACCGCCCUCUCAGUACCCUUAUCCUCCUGCCUCAUAUCCUCCUCCGCCGUCAGAUCAUCCUUACGCUCCACCCUCGUCGCAAUACCCGCCGACCUCGAACAUGGCCGCGAUACACCCGCCAGAUCCUUAUCGCCUUCCGCCGCCCCCCGGUGCCUAUCGUGGCCCAGACGUAUACGCCCAGGGUCCACCGCCACAAGUUGUCUACCAAGCUGCCGCUCCGCGGCAGCGGACCGCGAUUGCUUGCCGUUACUGUCGCCGACGCAAGAUUCGGUGUUCCGGUUUCGAACAUUCCCAGGAUGGACGUUGCAGCAAUUGCAUCCGCUUUAACCAAGAGUGCAUGUUCACUCCCGUCUCGUCGCAAGCGCAGGCGUUCGUUCCGGCCCAUGCCGCCUACCCACACCUGAGGACCGCCCAGAACUCUGGUCGUCCCAACGCGCAGGGUGUUGUGCUGUAUGGUGCCCACGGGCAACCCCUGCCUCCACAACAACAGCCCCAGCCGUCGCCGGAUACGACCCUCCCCCCGCCGCAAGGACUGUACCAGCACCCAUAUGGUGGCGCUGCACCUCUUGGGUCUGUCCCGCCAGACCAACGAUCGGGUGGUCGCCGCGGUUCCGGCUCUGGAUUCGAAUAUCCUGACCCUACCAACCUCGCCCCAGUAACACCAGCCACAUCAGCCUCGGGAUAUCAAACCCAUCCUGCCCCCAGCCCGUAUUACCCUCCUCCCCACGAUCGCCGCCCUUCGCCCCAAUCGGCCUACCCCUACGAUAGCCGCCAUUCCUCUUCCCCCCACAGCUCGCCGUACCCUGCAGUACAACCAACCGCGAUGACGCCUCCCCCUACAUCCACUCCCACUGGAUCGUCGCGCGGCGGACUGAAUGUUCGCGACAUGCUCAACCCCGGCGACGGCCAAGGUCGCUCGAGUACGGAUAGCGACAUGCUCAACGCCCUGAACCGACGAGGCUUGAAUCAAUAA
This is a messenger RNA of Aspergillus campestris IBT 28561, 1080 nucleotides long. Its product is annotated as Zn(II)2Cys6 transcription factor domain-containing protein. The transcript is spliced from 4 exons. Bases 1 to 1080 code for a protein of 359 amino acids. Lineage: Eukaryota; Fungi; Ascomycota; Eurotiomycetes; Eurotiales; Aspergillaceae. The record is from RefSeq and is a predicted model, not a curated record. Gene Ontology annotation, molecular function: zinc ion binding; DNA-binding transcription factor activity, RNA polymerase II-specific. Gene Ontology annotation, biological process: regulation of DNA-templated transcription.